UUUUGAGGAAUUUUGAUUAGAUUUAUUUGGAUUAUGAAGCUUCUUUUAAUUAGAAUUAAUGUAUGCAAAUUAGCAGAUUCGGGGUUGUUUGUGUUCUUCUGCCCUUUAAAUCAUGUAUGUUUUGCUGCUUGUUCUUUUCCCCAAUGUUUUGAUGUCUCAGCUUUUGGUGGAUCUCAUGUAAUUUAGUUUGAGCGAUGAGAACAGCUUUUUGGGUGAUUGUAUUAGAAGUGCAAGAGCAUAGCUGUUUCCUGUUGGUAAGGUUGAUGCCGGAUCAGAAGGCGAAGGAAAGAUUUGUUUUUUGAUUCCAAGUUUGCACUCGCUUCUACAAGUGUAAUUAAGCUUCAUGGAUGAUCGUCUUGGAAAUAUAAAGAUCAUAGGAGAUCAUUUUAAAGCAUCCGAACCCAAUAUCGACUCUUCUCAGGACAUAGCUUCAUCUAUCUCGCGACCAAGAACUGAUAAUUAUCCAAGGUCUCGCUUGUGGAGUAGGAGAAAAUUAAGAAGUGCAGCAUACAUGUUGAAAUUGAACUUCUUUAGUCUCCGCGGACUGCCAUGGGGGUCUAGCACAGAUGGCGAAGAAAAGGUUGAGCUAACUGCUGUAGAACUAGAAUCACUUCGAUCGGAGCUUGCUGAUUUAGAACAGAAGGAAGCGCACUUGAAAGCUCAAUUGGAACACGUUGAUGAAGUUUUGCGAUCUGCUCGUCUCGCUGGCUAUUUGUACAUCCGAACUAGGUGGAAACCACUACCAGGAGAACCUCCCCCUCUUGAUGAUACUGACAUUGAUGACUGGCUUCCUCGCUUUGUUGUCUUGCAAGGGCCGUGCAUUUUCUUCUUCUUGUUUUCCACAGAUUUGAGUCCUCAAGACUCCACCCUAUUAGCUGAUAUUGUUGAAAUAGGCCCCUUGCCAAGCAUUACACGAGACGAUGAAGGAACUCGACAUGCAUUUCGUAUAUUAACUCGUCAAGGACUGCGAUUCGAGUGCUCAAGCGCUUCUAAGGAACAGGUGGACUCGUGGUUGUCAGCAUUACGAACGGACUGCAAAUUCGAGGGUUCAGAUGCCGCCACAGAUCCAAACAACUUGUGAAAAACAAAGUUAGACAGCUCAGGAGCAGUAAGUUGUAGAUAUGUAGAAAUUUAAAACCUAUACUUACAUUAGUUAAUCCGACUGUGACGUCAUAAAAUUCAUUCAUAUUUUGUGUACAUAAGAAUUAAUAAUAGAAUCUAAUUGAAGCAGCAAUGUCUAAAUUCUUCUUCCUCAA
Messenger RNA from Malus domestica (apple), 1256 nucleotides. RefSeq lists its product as uncharacterized. The record is from RefSeq and is a predicted model, not a curated record. NCBI's taxonomy places the organism in Eukaryota, Viridiplantae, Streptophyta, Magnoliopsida, Rosales, Rosaceae.